AUGUCUUGGGCUGAUCUUGUGCAGGAGAGUUUGAAGGAAGGAAAGGUUGAAGGAAGGAAACAGAGAAAAACGCACAAAACUACAGAAAUGGCAGAAAAUAACUUGUACACUAUUAUAAAGGUGGUACGAGAUGAGGACUUUGCAGAACAAAUUGGAAAUGAUUUAUAUUUUGAUCUUGUAGACCUUGAUAAAGUGAGGAGUUUCCGUGUUCAAAAGCAGGCGUCGUUUAACGUUUUCAAGGAAAAUGUUGCUAAAGAGUUUGGCAUACCAGCUCAAUUCCAGCGCUUUUGGUUAUGGGAAAAGCGUGAAAACCAUACAUGUCGACCAUCUCGGCUUUUGACACACAUCGAUGAAGCACAAUCUGUUGGAGUUGGACAAUUGAGAGAGCUUCACAAGGUUGACGAAUUAAAACUGUUUCUGGAAGUGGAGCGUGGGCUGGAAAUUAGAUUUGAACCAAAAGUCAAGUGUUUUCCUAUUGAGAAGAAAUUAACAUUUGAAGAUAACGAGUUAGACAAUGGUGAUAUUAUAUGCUUUCAAAAAGCUUCUGCUAUAGAUACUAAGAAACAUAUCCGCUAUCCUAAUGUUCUUUCAUACAUGGAAUAUGUGUACAAUCGCCAGGUUCCUUUUUGUCCCUCAGAUAUAGAAUCCGAAGAUGAAGCAUCAUUGGAAGAACAAAACGAAAACAUUACAGAUGAAGAAAUGAAUGAUAUGAUAGACGAAGAAAUUAAUGAUAUGAUAGACGAGGAUGAGUUGUUAGAUCUUGAUGAUAUGGUAGAUGUGGAUGUUAUUGGUGCAAUCGACAAAGUUAUAUCAGAAGGGCUUUCCAUUAUUGACUUUAGAUAUCUGCAACUUGACCUCCCUGAUCAACUUCUUCAGGAAUUGAGGGAUAUCGCCUUUAAAAAAGACUUGGUUGUAAAAUUUAAACUAGGUCUUGCUCGUGAAGUAAACUUCAAUGUAGUCAAGGAUAAAAUCGAAGCUAAUGCUGACAUGUUAUAUUCUCGCGAAUUAAAACAAGUUCAUGUUGUUGUUAACUUUCUCAACAAAAUUGAGUGGAUGUUUGAGAAACUCGAAAAAUUGGAAAAAGAGCGAUACGCAAUUAAGAAGAGCACCGACCAGGAUAAUGAGGAAUUGAAGGCGACAAGACAAAAAAUAUUGUUGUCAAAGACUUCCCUCGACAUCCACCAAACAGAACUCAACUCUCUUGAUACUCAGAUUGCUGAUCUUAAAGCCAUGCUUGAAAAACUACAAGGGGAAAGAGCCAAAAUUGUUGAGAUUGAAGCUCAAGAGAAAGCUAAGAUCACGUCUCUUAACAAAGAAGUUAAAUCAAUUUUCCAUCGCCUCGCUAUUGAUCAAGUCAAGUUGAAAAUUGCUGAUCAAAUUCCGGAGGCCGAAACUGAAUUGGAAGGUCAUGAGAAGGUCUACAAAACCUUGAGGGCAAUCCCUCCAUUUUGA
Medicago truncatula (barrel medic) is the source of this 1452-nucleotide messenger RNA. Its product is annotated as ubiquitin carboxyl-terminal hydrolase 13. Bases 1 to 1452 code for a protein of 483 amino acids. The transcript is spliced from 7 exons. The record is from RefSeq and is a predicted model, not a curated record. NCBI's taxonomy places the organism in Eukaryota, Viridiplantae, Streptophyta, Magnoliopsida, Fabales, Fabaceae.